AUGAGCCAAGCUAAGCUCCCAGAGUUUGUGGGACUUCUCCAGGCCGAAUGGGUGAAGCCACACAUAACGAAAAAGGAUACAGGAGGAAAGGAAAACGUUAGUGAUAGAGUUACGGAUCUGAACAUCACCAUCGUCACAUGGAUCGACAAUUCCCACCAAGGCUUCAUCGACUACAUGCUCCUCGAAAUCUUCCAAGAGGACUUUGUUGAGUGGGAUUCUGAUAACUUCGCCAUGGUCUACCCACCAAUUCUAAGAAGAUUCAAGACACUCCUUAUGUCAAGAGGAAUAUAUGUAGGGUGCGAGAACAACAAACGAUCGACCGUCGCACAGCAGCUGGCAGCAUUGCUUGAAAAUGAUACCCAUGACCUACCCCAGUGGCCGAAGCGCGAACUUGACCAGAUGAUUGGAUACGGGCCUGAAUUUCAGUCACUUGUCUUCAACGAGGGCAUACGAAGCACUGUUAAAGUGGCCGAUAAUAAUUGCAGUGAUGAUACUGGCACUGUAUUUGCCGACCUCAAAAGCGCAAAAACAGACAAGAAGAGACCAGAGAAGAGGCAGAAGGUGAGAGAUAGCAUGGAGAUUGACUCAGACAAUGACUCAGACAAUGACUCAGACAAUGACUCCGGCAAGACAUACAUUCCAAAAUGGGCGAAAGAAACACCGACCGAAUGUAUCAAUACCUCGAGAGCACUGAUGGAUCUAAGUAAACAUUAUAUGAAUCCUCAAGAUGCUUUCUCCACAAUGCUACGAGAUACCGCGCACGACUACUACCUUAGGCACCUCGCUGAGCAUCUUGAACACCUGAAUUUUAACGAUAUGGUCCACAAGGUUAAGAGAAGAUUUCACACGAAAACAGAAGAGCAAAAUUACCUGACUGAAUGGCGAGUUCUUACCCUACAGAAAGUAAUUAAAGAUAACCCUAACAAAAACACCCUCCAAUGCCUUGACGUGGUUAUCGAAAAGCUCCAGAAAAUAUAUGAAGCUCUCAGAUGCAACUACGGUCACAAAAGCCACAGUCUCGCUGGAAAAUUAUAUGCCGUAUGCCAAGGCGAAUCAGCCUGUGCACAAGCACUAAUACGCCCCCACGACGGAUUUGAAGAUGCCUGCGCUGAGCUUCGAUCUACUGUUAAGGUCCACAUGGACUGCACUCCACUGAAUGCAGGGCUGUUUCAUCAGACAGAAGAACACUUCGAUAAUGAAGAAGUGGAUAAUGGAGAGUACUUUGUCGACCGUAGGUACGGUGGAAAGCUAGGCUAUAUACAAAGAGGACUGCAUGCAAGAAACGGCCGAAGCAGUUUUAAGGGUGGACUUCGAGGUGGAUCCGACAGCAAUAACGACCGCCGGAAGAUUUGCUUCGUGUGUAAAAAGGCGGGGUGCUGGUCCACACGGCACGAACCAAGCGAUCGUCAAGGAAGAAUCAAUAGCUGGCGGACGUACAUGGCUGAAAAUGAUCUCCCCGCUGACAAUGAUACCCUGGCCAUGUUCAUCGUCGACUAUGAAGGCUACGAAGUGAACCAGAAUGAUGAUGAAACCGAUCUUAUUGGCAUGUUUAACGCGUGGUCUGAGGAUAGAACUGAGCAAUUCCUCACAAGUUACGGUACAAUCAAUGGAUGGAAUACAGCUGUGCUGCUCAACAAUCAAGCAGCUGAACAUGCUCUGAUAGCCAAUGACCCAUUUGAAUGGGCCCAAUCAGAGCCAAGCUCCAUUUUUCAGUUUCACAGCCGUUACAAUACAGAGGUCUUCCAGGGGAUUUUGCCCGACACAGGAGCGGCAGGGCUGUCAACAGCUGGAGAAAAGCAAGUUAAAGCUCUCCAAAAGAUCAUCCCAGGGCUCGAGAUGGACACAAGAAUAGCAGGUAACCAUUGUAUAACUUUAGGUGAUAGCCCCCAUGUGGUAACCCUCGGAACGGUCGAUGUGAAAAUCCCGUUCGGCACAAUAACAUUUACAGUUGUUCAGGCAAAUACUCCGUUUCUGCUUUGCUUAACUGAUAUGGACAAACAUUGUGUGUUUCUCGAUAAUACUCGAGACUUACUCAUCCAUGCAAAUAAACAGGGCAAGCAAGAAAUAUACCCUGCCGUACGCAAAUGA
This is a messenger RNA of Blumeria graminis f. sp. triticale, 2088 nucleotides long. The record is from the annotation of a GenBank genome assembly. Lineage: Eukaryota; Fungi; Ascomycota; Leotiomycetes; Helotiales; Erysiphaceae.